UGACACUUAUGACAGAAGAUAGUAGUAAAUUUAUAAAAAUAAUGAUAUCGUAAUUUUAUUUUAGAAAAUAUAUGUAAUUAAAUAAAUAAAAAAACACGACAAAAUGAGUGAUUUAUUUAAAUCGGCGAUGGGAUAUUUUGGUUCAACCAAUAAUGGGGCUGUUGAUAAUGAAUUCGUCGGACAAAUUGUUGAAAUAGGGGAUGAAAAAUUUCGUAUAAAAAGAGUGAUCGCUGAGGGUGGUUUUGCAUUUGUUUUCAUUGCCCAAAAUAGUAAAGGAGCCGAAUUUGCAUUAAAGCGACUACUUGGUGCUGAUAAUGAAGCGAAUGAAAAUAUACGCCGUGAAAUUCAAAUAUUAAAAAAAUUAAGUGGUCAUCCAAAUAUUAUAAGAUUCAUAUCUGGAUCGUAUAUAGAUAAAAGUCAGUCUACGCAUGGUCAAUCUGAGUAUCUUGUACUCACCGAAUUAUGUACAGGUGGAUCGUUAAUAGAUGUACUUCGGAAUCGUACCACACCAUUAGAAGUUGAUGUAAUUUGUCGAAUAUUCUAUCAAACAUGUCGAGCUGUUGCCCAUAUGCACAAUCAAGCACCACCAAUAACACAUCGUGAUUUGAAAGUUGAAAAUUUGUUAAUUGGUGCUGAUGGUAUGAUCAAACUAUGUGAUUUUGGUUCAGCCACAGUCGAAGUAUAUUGUCCUCAAAAUAGUUGGUCAAUGUCACAACGAACAAAUUUAGAAGAAUUAAUGGCACGUUUUACCACACCCAUGUACCGUGCACCAGAAAUGGUUGAUACAUGGGAUAAUCGACCGAUUACGUGUGCAAGUGAUGUGUGGGCAUUAGGAUGUGUUUUAUAUAUGUUGUGUUAUAUGCAACAUCCAUUUGAAGAUGGUGCUAAAUUAGCUAUACUUAAUGCAAAUUAUACGAUACCUGCAGGAGAUGCGAAAUAUUCAUGUUUUCAUGACAUUAUUCGUGGAUGUUUGCAAGUAAAUCCGGAACAACGACUAACAGUUCCUGCAAUUUUAGAACGUUUAGCAGCUAUUGCUGAAGCACGAAACUAUAACUUAAAAGAACCAUUAAAAUUGGAUGGUAAACGUUUAGAUAGCGCAGGAAAUAUUAAUAAUAGCAAUCAUAAUAGUCCGAUACAUAAUUUAAAUAAUGCACCGCCACAACGACCUCCACCAGCUAGACCAGCACCUCCAAAGCCAAAUGAACCACCACAAAGACCAACUCCACCGGUUAAUGCACCUCCUCCAAGACCCGCACCCGUUCAGUUACCACAGCAAAGUCCGAUAAAUACUGGUGGUAUGGCUCAAAUACCAAACCGCCCAGUUGUACCACCAGCCGCAGGUGGUGGGGGUGGUUUGUUUUCAUCAAUUAAAGGUGGCGCUGGUAGUUUUCUUAAGAACUUAAAAGAUACGUCAUCGAAAGUUAUGCAAACUAUGCAACAAUCAAUUGCUCGAACGGAUUUAGAUAUAAGUUAUAUAACAUCAAAAAUAAUUGUAAUGCCAUUUCCUUCCGAAGGUCUUGAAUCGGCAUAUAAAACAAAUCAUAUUGAAGAUGUGAAGGUAUUCUUAGAAACACGUCAUCCAAAUGGAAAAUAUUCUAUAUACAAUUUAUCUGGUAAAAGUUAUCAAGCAACACGUUUUGGUCCGGGUGUGCGCGUUAUAGAUUGUGCAUUUGCAUAUUCACAUAAUUGUAAAGCACCAACAUUGAAUGCUUUGUAUCAAAUUUGUGAAGAUAUUUAUCAAUAUAUUGCCGCUGAUGAACGAAAUGUUUGUGUUAUUCACUGUUUGGAUGGAAAAGCAACCUCAGCUACAAUAGCAUGUGCAUUAUUAUUGUAUGCAGGGUUAUUUAAUGUACCAGAAGAUGCAUUACAAUUAUUUGCCGUUAAACGACAACCACCAAAUAUGAGAGCAGCUGAAUUACGUUACCUCUAUUAUCUUACAACAAUUAUCAACCAAUCAACGACAACACAAUUUUUAAAACCUCAUUAUAAACCUAUACUUUUAGUCUCGAUUACAUUACAACCAGUACCAUUAUUUACAAAAGUACGUGAUGGUUGUAGACCGUAUGUUGAAAUUUAUAGUGGUGAACGUUGUGUCUUAUCUACGUUAAAAGAGUAUGAACGUAUGCGUGUAUUUAAUAUAGCCGAAGGAAAGGUGGUAUUACCGUUGGAGGCUACAGUUUGUGGUGAUGUCAGUAUUAUUAUAUAUCAUGCACGCCAUUCGCUGGGACGACCUGCUGGAAUCAAAAUAUGUAGUAUACAAUUUCAUACAGGAUUUAUAGAGCCGCAUGAAACUACAAUUAAUUAUGACAAGUCAGAAUUAGAUGAUAUGACAGAGUCACACCAACAAGAGCACUUUGGUGGUAAUUUUCAUGUACUUUUGGAUGUAUCUGUGUGUGAUGGUGAACGUAGACCUGCUAGACCUGCACCAUGGACAAACGACACCAAACAAAGAACACCAACGGUAUUAUUUAGUUCGCAAAUUGAACAAGAUGAAUGUGUAGAUAACUUUGUUAGCAGACCGUCGCCGGUGCAAAAGGAAAUGCCACAAAAGCCACCACCACCACGACCAGCCAAACCUAGCCCUCCAUUAACAAUUCAAUCAGAUCGGAUCAAUGAAAACACUAGUUCGUCAAAUGUUCCAGAACAAUCAUCUCCAGUUGAAACAAAAGAAGAAACUGUUGAUUUAUUAAACUUAAGUUUGGAUCAAACAUCACCGCCGCCAUCUGCAACAGCACAAACAAACAAUACUCAUACAUUAAACAGUUUAAAACAAACGAGUUUUGAUCUCUUAGGUGGUUUUGCAAGCACAAUAAGUGAUACAUUUUCAUCAUUUAUACCUUCUUCAACGGCUGCUACAACAAAUAAUGCACCAUCAAUACAAUCUCAACCUGAUCUCAUUAGUAGUACAACUAAACAGAAUGACUUAUUUGAUCCAUUUGGUAAUACUGCAACGAUACCCCAAACACAACAGCAGACUGGUCAGCCACAAGGGGGUGGUGGAUCCACACUUGACAGUUUAUUAGGUGGUUGGGAUUCAUUUAUGAGUGCACCCAAUACUGUGAAUAAAGGCAGUAUGAAUAAUUUAUAUAAUGCACAGCAAAAGAAUGUUGAAAUUCCGCCAAAACAGAAGGAUCCAUUUGCUGAUUUAGGCAAUUUGAGUAGUUCUUUAAAUAACUCAUGGUCUUCAUCGAAUCAAGUAAGUCCAAAUCCAACUGCAGGACCAAGUCCUGCACAUCAACCUGGAUUCCCUGGACCUGGAGGUACAUACUCACCACAAAAAGGUAGUAAUGCAACAUCACCUCAACAUUCAACGACUCGUUCACCACAAGACUCAACGGGCCCAAAUCGACCUGAUUACAGUCGAUCACAUUUUGAUACCGCUUUUGGUGGUAAUAAAAAUGCCAAUGCUAAUGAAAAUAACAAAAAUGCUGGAACAAAACCAAAAAGCGGUGAUGUUUUUGGUGAUUUACUUGGCUCGCAGGGAUAUCAAUUUGCAUCAAAACGCGAAAAUUCACCACGUACUAUAAAUGAUAUGAGAAAAGAAGAAUUGGUUAAAGACAUGGAUCCUGAGAAAUUAAAGAUACUUGAAUGGACGGAAGGAAAAACUCAUAAUAUUCGAGCUUUAUUAUGUUCAAUGCACACUGUCGUUUGGGAAGAUUGUAAAUGGAAAAAAUGUGAAAUGCAUCAGUUGGUAACACCGGCGGAUGUGAAAAAAGCAUAUAGGAAAGCAUGUUUGGCAGUGCAUCCUGAUAAACAAAUGGAUACUGAAAAUGAAAAUUUAGCAAAAUUGAUUUUUAUGGAAUUAAAUAAUGCAUGGAGUGAUUUUGAAAAUGAUGCAUCACAACAAAAUAUGUUUGCGAGUUAAUUCGUUUAAAAAUACCAAGUUUUAGCUCAAAUAAUACAUCUCAACGUCUACUUAAAACAAGAAAAUAUUUGACUUCAUUGUGCAUUCCAAUAAUAUUUAAUUAAAUUAUUUAUAAAAUUGUUUUAAUAAAGUUCAAAUAUAGUUUAUCGGUGUGCUACUCUAUUCAGCUAAAUGUUUGAAAUUCGUCUCGAAAGUCAGUUUGUACAGGACUUCUUUCACUACUUUGCUGUUAAUACAAGUUUAUUUUAAACAAUAAUUCAACUGCUUAAAAAUAUUAUUAUUAAAUGAAGAGCAAUAAGUAGAUAAGAUUGAAAUGUCACUGGUGAAAUUUUCAGUUUCAGCUAAAUUUUAAUUAAUUGUACGAUAAUUUUAAGGGAAGUGUAUUAUCAGGACACAGCAGUGACUAAAAGAUCAAUCAAUGUGCGUAUUCAAAUCCACAAGUGACGGUUGUCUACCUAAAUAGAACAUUGUUAACAUACUCCUAACGUUUUUUCUUAAAAGUAUACUAUUUUAUGCAAACGAAAUUUUUAAGAAUGUCAAUUAGAAUUAAAUUAAAUGUCCUACACGUCGCCUAUAUUUUUAUUUAGCACAGAUUGGCUUUCGAACAAAUUUUUGAGAAUAUUCGAAUACCGUUGAAAAUUACGAAACAUUUCAGUGCCAAUUUUGUUUUUACUUUAUUUAUUUUCAUUUAAUUUUAAGUUUAGAAGUGUAUAGUUUGCAUUAUUAGAAUAUAGUUCGCCCAGGAGAGCAAAGACAAUUUUUUUAGCACACAAUUGAAAUGCAACGGUAUUUAUAUAUUAAUUCGAAACUUAGCUUAUAAAAAUUUCGCCACCAAAUAUUUAAAAAAAAAACGUACAUGACUUUUUGAAUUACGAAAAAUGUACAGAAAACAAUUCAAUUUUGGGUAAUAAUAAUAUAGUUGAUAUUAAAAUUGAAUAAACACGGUUUGUUAUUCCUUGGGAUAUAUUAAAAAAAGUUUCAAGUUCUUAUUGCAACUUUACAUAUAGAGUGGCAAUCGAUUUGAUAAACCGAAAAAUACUAAAUACUUCUAAGAUAAUGGAAACUAUGAUUAUUUUAUGUAUAACUCUUUUAUUUUUAAUGGUCUACAGAACUUAAACGUUUCUAUAUAUAAUUAUUUUAAACUUAAUGUAAUACUUUAUUUCAUGGAGUAAAAUUAAAUUUUCUAAGACAUCGCUUAAUGAGCUUCUAUUUAAAAGGUAAUUAAUUAUUUUAUUAUUGAUUUAAGCCAGCAGGAAUUAAGGAUCCACAAUAUAUGUAUGCCAAUUUUACAUUGCUUUUUAUUUUUUUAAUAUCAAUUUGGCGUACAUCACACGUGGUUUGAUGUAAAGUUCUAAAAUUGUAUGGUCUAUGUUCCAAGGUUGCGGUUUGUCAUCCGACCUUUCAAGUUAUCAACAUUCUGAAGGGCAUAAUGUUGCCAGUCUAUAUCUAAAAUUACAAUAAAGAUUACUUUUAUUUUAAAUUGUUCAAAAAUUGCAAGAACGUUUCCAUUUAUCGUAAAAUUAUAACGUAAAAUCAUUUCGAUCGUCACUCUGAUUAUUUUAAUUAAAUACAUUUGUUGAACUAAGACGAAUUCGUUUUAUUUUUU
Molecule: messenger RNA, 5471 nt
Organism: Chrysoperla carnea
Lineage: Eukaryota; Metazoa; Arthropoda; Insecta; Neuroptera; Chrysopidae
Gene: aux
Product: cyclin-G-associated kinase
Exons: 14
Coding region: 104-3865 (1253 amino acids)
Biological process (GO): positive regulation of Notch signaling pathway; protein phosphorylation; regulation of clathrin-dependent endocytosis
Cellular component (GO): cytoplasm
Molecular function (GO): AP-2 adaptor complex binding; protein serine/threonine kinase activity; ATP binding
Source: RefSeq, a predicted model, not a curated record